Molecule: messenger RNA, 1109 nt
Organism: Scheffersomyces coipomensis
Lineage: Eukaryota; Fungi; Ascomycota; Pichiomycetes; Serinales; Debaryomycetaceae
Exons: 1
Coding region: 98-769 (223 amino acids)
Source: RefSeq, a predicted model, not a curated record
CUAAUUAUUUAUUUAUUCUAUUAACCUUUUCUUCUUCUUCUUCUUUUCCUUUUCCUUUCUAUAUCUAUUCAAUAAGCUAAAAUAGUUCAAGAGAAUAAUGUCCGCUCAAUUUCAAGCUGCUGAUAAUAUGUCUACUACUGAAGCUGUUUCUGGUGAAGAAUUAAAGAAAAGUUCUACAUUUCUUGAACAUGUUAAACAAUACCCCCUUGUUAACUCAACCAAAGCCGCUGUUUAUUCAAUCCCAUAUACCAAGGAAGUAAUUGAUGCUGUUUCUCCUACUUUAAAGUCAAUUAGAGACACUCAACCCAUUAAGAUUGCUGUUGAUACUGGUGACGCCAUUGCUGAUAACGCUUUAAACCAAGUUGAUAAAUUAGUUCCAGGUUUAAAAACCUUAGAAAUUGGUCAUUUAACUUCCCCAAUUACAAGACCAAUCAAUGGAGCUAUUGAAGGUGUACAAGCUACAGUUAAUGGUACUAUCUCAACCGUUAAUGGUACAGUCAAUAAAACUUUAGUUGAUCCUGUUACUAAAGCCGCUGGUGAUAUUAAGGAAAAAAUCCAUACUACAAUCUAUGAUGAUGUUAAUGGUAAAUCACUUAUCACUAGUCAAGCUGAUCCAUUAGUUGGUCCUUUCAAUGAAAGUUUAGAAAAAUUUAUUCAUAAUCAUUUUCCAAAGACUAAAAUGGUUAGCAAAGAAGGCCAAUCAAGUGAGUUAUCACGUACAGUUCAAAUUGUUUCUAAUGUUAUUGUUGGAGCCAAAGAAGGUGAAUGAAACUACAACUGCCGCUACUGAAGAAGUAACCAUUCCAGAAGUUACUGAAGCUGAAGUUGAGGAUGUUACCGUUUAAGAUUUUUCAUAAAUCUUAUAAUUCUUCUUCCUUUUGUUUGUUUGUUUGUUUGUUUGUUGUUUUUUUAUUUUAUUUUUAUUAAUUGUUAUUUUUGAGUGUGGUUCAAUUAAGGAUAUUGACUUUCUUCAAUAAUCCUCUACUCUAUUAUUUUAUUCUCUUAUUAUUUUAUGAUUUUCUCUUCUCUUUUUAUACUUUGAUGUAAUCAUCAAAGGUAACCCUACUACCAAAUAAAAAUUUUCUCUAAAUGUUUCUACAUGUAGUUUU